AUGAAGAUAAUAUUUUGCACAAUAAUGAUUGCAAAUACCACAAUGACUGAAAUUAAUAAAGGUUAAGAGGUUUAAAGACAAUUAUAAGGAUCAUUGUGCAAAAAUUAUGAAGACACUAAUAUGAAAAAAUGCAAUAAAUGUAUUGAUGGGUACACACUGAUGGUUUUCAAUGAAACAUCAACAAUAUGCGGUUUGAAAUAUACAGAUUCAUAGACUAAAACAGAUCUUUGCUCAAUAGAUUAGACUGCUUAUCCUUGGGAAUAUGCUUUUUAACAAACUUUAAGUGCUGUAUUCAAAUAUUAUGAGAGAUUUACUUAGUAAACACCAUAUUGCUUUAGUUGUAAAUUAUACUUCUACAAGAAUGAUCAAUAAAUAUGCAAUGUUUGUGAAUAAGAGACAAUUAGUGAAGAUUUUAGUGUCUGGUCAGUAAAUGAGAGAAGCUAGGGAUGCUUAGAUUGUAUAAUCAGUGGCUAAGAUAAUGAAAUUUUAAGUUAUAGAAACGAAGUUGAUCUUCAGAUCAGAUAAUGCGCUGCUCCUGGAUAGCAAUCUCAAAGUUGUACUUACACUCAGUUCUAUGAUACAAAAAGCAAAUAAUGCAAGGAAUGUAGUUCAUAGUUCCUUAACUGUGCAGCUUGUUCUCAAGACUAAUGCACUAUAUGUUAGCAGCAUUUCUAUUGGAAUCCUCCAGAAUAUGAAGAAGGAUCAGGGUCCUUAAAAAUACCAGGAAUGUGCUUGUUUAAUUCUUGUCCUUUAGGAUAUUGUAGACAGUCAAUUACUGAGCCCUAAACAUGCACACUUUGUGAAGCAGGAUACCUCCCUAAAGUUCCAACUACCACAGGCAGCAAAAAUACUUGCUAAGUUCUCAAUGGAACUACGAAAAUUAAUUAUUUUGUUAAGAAUGGUGCUCCAUUGUUAAAAUCUGAACUUGCUUACGAUUCAGCUGUAAAUAAGGGUUUGACGAUAGGAGGACCUUUUUAUUUUGUUUAAGAAGCCAUUAAUGCUGUUUAUUAAAAAUAGCAAGCAGAGUAUCUAGAGUCAAUAGAUGCUAUAAUUUUUGUAUCAUUAGGAACCCAUUAUUUUUUCUAAUGUGAUGGAGAUGAAGUAACAACUACAUUUUACAAUAACAAAUUCUACGAUUUAGUUAAUUACUGCUCCAUUAUAAACCUUGAGAAAGCUUUACAGAUGAAUGAUAAAGUAAAUAUUACUAUAAGGCCACUAUAUUGUAAUUAAGGACCCUCAGUUGGAUAUUCAAGCACUAAUACUGACUUUCUUAAGUUUUGUAUGAAAAUAAGUACUGAUCCAAAGCCUGUGGUCAUAGUAAACUCUGCAAAAGAUUAUUUUAAUAUAACAGGCAAUUUUAGAAUUGAAAAUUUGAUGUUUUCUGGCAUCAAUGCAUUCACAAGACCAACAAAUGCUACUCAUGAUUACAGUAUAUUCCCUUUGUAACUAUGUGAUCUUUAUGGAGAUAUCAAAGUAGGAGAUUUUCCUCUAACUUUUCAAAAAAGCAAUUAAUUUAAUUAUGUGACUUAAUUGUCUUACUCAUGCAAAGAUGAUUGGUACUCAAAAUCAACUAUUCCACAAAACUUAACAGAAAAUAGAAGAUGCAAGGAGAAUAGCAAUCAAUAAUUUGCUCCAUUUACCCAAAGUACAUUAGCUUGUGAUGGAGAUAUUGGAUCUUCUCAUUUCUUUGAGAUUGUGACUGGUAAAAAUGUAUAUAGUAGGAGGAGUGCCACAUUAUUUAAUAUUUAUGCUUUCCCAGAUCACCUUUCUACGUUAAAUUAACCACCUUCUUUAACCAUAGUUAGCUGUGAUUUUUCUUAUUUUUUGGGAGGAUAUACAUCACUGAUAAAUGUAGAGCACAAUAAUCUAAGAAGAAUUACCAAGCAAAAUCCUGCAACUCUAUUUAAUAUGACUGUCUUGCUAAAUAUGGAUUUCUUUGUUUACAAUGGAGCAAACAGAGGAUUCAAACUUUUGAUUCAAUAGUCAACUUUUCAGCACUCGAGGUUCUGUUUAGGAUUAAUUCUCUUCAGAAGGCAAAUAUAUAUCCCAUAAAUGACAAGCUUUCUGAAUACAACUUAUAUAUUUAGAAGUAAAGAUAACACUAAAAAUGAUAUUGGAUCCUAGUUAUUAAUAGUUGAUUCUGAAUUUACAAAUUUGAAUUACCUUACUAAUACAUCUGCUCUUGCUCUUUAUCAAGGAACUACUCCAUAAUUAUCAUACAAGGGAGAAAAUAGUUUAGAGACUUUAACAUAUGAAGCAACAAUACACAAAGGAAUAGUGUUAAAUAUUGAAGGAUUUGAUGGAAAAAUUGAGAUUGCUGGAUCAAAGUUCAGACUAAAUACUCAUUUUAUCCCUGAGCUAAUUAUGCCACCAUUAAGAAAAAACUAUAUCAAGAAUUCAGAUCACUUUAUAGAUUAGUUUUUAACAAAUGAAUUGAAAUUUGCAAUUUGCAACUAAGAUUCCUUGACAGAUGAAUUCUUUUUAGCUCAUGGUAUUAGUAUGUCUGAUGAUAUUGAUAAAUACUUUGAUUAGUUUGAAAGACUUGGAUUAAUCUACAUCUCAAGAAAUAAAGAAUACACUAUUAUUCGAUAAAAUUUAUUUCAAGACAAUAUUGGAACUUUUGGAGGAGCUAUUACUAUAGAUUCUCCUGACUGGGCCUAAGGAAAUAAUCCUUAUCUGGUUAUUAGUGAUAAUAGAUUCGUCACCAACUUUGCAUACUUCUCAGGAAAUGCUAUUCAUUUCAGAGGAACUUUGAGGUAUGAUCAAUAUAAUCAAAUUUGUGGUGGAUUAUAAAUAUAAAAUUCAGAAUUUUACCAUAACAUUGGUAUGAAAGUCCAUAAUGGUGGUGCUAUUUCAGCUGUUUGUGAAUAUUUAGAUGAGGAAGAUCAUGAUGAUUAUUACCAUACAUCAACAUUUUAUUCAAACGACAUCCUGACAGAUAAUAAUAAUGCAAUAACUUCCACAAUACAAAGUCUCAGCGAUGCAUCUACAAGAUUCAGAGUACAGUCUUACCAAUUUACAAUUACUGGCUGUAACUUUACAGAAAAUUACUCUGGAAUUAAAGGAACUGCCAUAUAUCUGAAAUAUAUCAAUAAAAUAAGGAUUUAAAAUUCUACAUUCGCUUCUAGUGGCCCUGUUUAUGCAGUUUUAGAGUAGUUGUACUCUCCUUAUUCUGCUAUUUUCAAAUCAAAUAUAUCCGUGACAUUUUAAGAUUUAAAUGGAGUUUGCAAAGAUGAAUUUAGUUAUAUUAAUAAUUGCGCAGCUUUAGAUUAUCAGAUAGAUUGGCCUCAAGUACUUGGGGCUUUGUAUGUGUAUGGAUGUAUAGAAGAAUAAUGCAUGAACUCUGAUAAUAUAUAGGAACUGAAUAUAAUUAACUGUGAUUUUGUGAAUAAUGAUGCUGGGCCAUUUAUUGACUAAAACUCCCCUUAUGAUCUUACAUCUUCUAUGUAUAUUUCUAGUAAUAGGAUUAACAUCAUUCAAAAUACGACAUUUAGAGAUCAUCAAGGAAGUUAAAAUUACAGCGUUAAAACAUUAUCUAACAAACUCUUCACCUAUUUCCCAGCUACUUAUUUUAUCAUGGCACAAGCACCAGUAAUAAGAAUUAUGAUAAACCUCAAAUACUCAAAUCUUAUAAAUCAAAACUACACAACAACAUUCAGAAACUCUUCAUUCCUCAGGAAUAAACAUGUGUAGAGACUUGGUAUAAGUUUUGUAAAGCAAUAUUAUGGAUCUCUUAUUUCACUUGAUUCUUUCUACUAGUACGGAAUGUCUUAUACUCCAAUAUUGAUAUUGGAGAGAUGCCAAAUAAGAGAAAACUAUUUCAAAGGAAAUGAAUCAUCUCUUAUCUAUCUGUUUAAAGGACUUCUCAAAGUAAUUAAUACAACUGCUUAUGGAAACGGUUAUCUCUCGAAAUCAACUGAGACACCUAAGGUCACAAUUUAAGGCUACUUUCCAUAUCAACCCUACAUUUCUCAAUUGUACUAGACAUACGGAUUAUUUUACUUAAUGGGUAUGGAAUAAUUUAUAACAGGCAAUUUCCAUGAAUUCAGAAACAAUGUUUUUAGAUACAAUUUUGCUUACGAGGGAGCAAUCUACUCGAUGAAACUUGAUAACUAAUUUGGUCUUUUUCAAAAUAACUCUUAUAAAUUUAAUGUGGUUAACAAGCAAGGCGCUGUGAUCUAUGUUAGAAACUAAGAUGGCAGGACUACUUAUAAAUUUGUGAAUGAAGACAUAUCUUAUUAAUAUGGAGCAGGAUAAGGUGCAAUUAGCAUGGAACCGCAUGAUCCUGAUUUUACAAGUCUAUUAAUCUAUAAUUCAACAUUUACCAAUAAUUUAGCGAAAGAAGGGCAAUCGAUAUUUUGCGAUUCGUGUGCUUAUGUUUUAGUAAGCAACUGUACAUUCUCCUAAAAUUCCUGGCAGCCUAAUAAUACAAUGUAUUUCGAAUAAUAGUUUAUAAAGCAGACUAUGGGAAUCCUCGACUUCAUAGAUAUGAAAUAUCUAAAUACAAUUCUAGAUAAGCCUAGUAAAGAAUCUGGAGCCAUUUACAUGGAGCAAUCAGUUAAUACUAAACCAGUCUACUUCUUGGAUGAAUUGAUUAGACCAGUUAAUCACCCUUACUUAAAGUACUCUGAGAUAAUUGAUAGUUCUUUCCAUAAUUUAACUGCUCUUUAGGGUGCAGCUAUUAUGUCUGGUAAAGAGUCGUAUUUAAGAGUUUUUAAUACUAGAUCAAACUCUAAAAAUUUAAUAUUUAAUAAUACAGUUGACUAAUAUGGUGCAAUUUACAUUUUCAGAACAUAUGGAUUUAUUGGUGCUAACCUAACACUUUAAUAAAAUGUUGGUUUAACAAGAGGUUCAGCAGUUGGAGCUUCAGUUUCAAAGAUAAACUUUACCAACUGUGUUUUCAAAGAGAAUAGAGCAAUUGAAAAGGGAACUUUUUAUUUUUAUGAAGAUAAUUCCCUCACUUGCUUCUAAUGUUCAUUCCUAAAUAACUAUGCAUAAGAUUCAUCUGGAAUAUUCGCUCUGAAUAACUUAGAGGGCUUAUUUCAUAUUAAUAACUCUGAGUUUAUCAAUAAUACUCAUACUAGUAAUCUAGCUAGUUAUAUUCUUUCACAAGGAAUUAUAGCAAAUACUUUAUUUUUAAACAAUAUUGCAUAGCAAGUUAACAAUGGAAUCACUCUAAUCAGCUCUAACUUAUCUACUUACAAUAUUACUGUUAACUACACAGAUCCUAAGUUUCUCUGGGAAAAUGAAUACACAGUAGAUGCAGGGUUUUUCAAUCUAAAUUAUCAAUCAAAUCUUAGGAUCGGUUGGUACUCUGUAAUUUAAAACUGUAGAGGUGCAAUAGCAUCUGCCAUUUAUGCAACAGGCUAUAGUUCUAUUUACAUAGUUGAAGGAUCCAAGAUAAUUAAUUGCGCUUCAUUUUCUGGUAGUUCACUUUACGUUAGCAUGACUAAUGAAGUGUGGAUUUAUGCAUCAACAUUUAGCAAUAAUACUCAAAAGGAUAUUUAAAUUCAAAAUGCAGAUGCAAAUAUCUACUGGUCAAUGUUCAAUAAAGGAAGAGGAAAUUUUAUUAGAGGUUCUCAUGCUAAUAUAGUGAUAUAGUAAACAACAUUUUAGAAUGCAGAAAACAUAAAUGAGUAAGGUGCUGGAGUAUAUUGCCAUUGUGACUAUGUUGAAAUAUAAAACUGUUUGUUUAAAAACUUGAGUGCCCUUGAAGGAGGGGCUAUUUACUUGACUUCUAGUAUCGCCAAUAGCACUUUCAGCAUUAUAAAUACUACAUUUGAUUCUAACAAAGCGAUGCAUGGAGGAGCAAUAAAGAUAUAGGAUGCUUUUAAACUUAAUAUAAGCAAUAAUAACUUUACAAAUAAUCAAGCUCUCUUAUACUAAGAUUAAACUUCUCAAAGCUAAAAGCUGCUAUAGAAAGGACUCGGUGGAGCAAUUAAUUUAGAUUGCUAAAAUGAAAAGAUGAAUCUUACUAGGAACUGCAAGAUUUAUAUUUCAAAUAAAAACAUAUUCCUAAAUAAUGAAGCCUCGAAUGAUGGAGGAGCAAUAAUUUGGACAUCAAACCGCUUUAUUGACGAUAAUUCAAAUAUCUACACUAAUAAUAAAGCUCCUUAUGCAAAAGAUGUAGCCAGCUUUCCUAAAGAAUUAGUUUUUGAAUUCAUCAGUAAUAAUGACUACUACAAUCUUAUCUAAAAUUCAAAUCCAAUGUAUCAGCAAAAAUUGACGAAUAGGAUAUUGGUCAACAGAGAUCUAUAUCCAUCAAAUCAAGAUUUCAUUGAAGAUUUCGAAAUUAUAUAAGAAGAUCCAUCUAAAAAUCAUGGAAGAUUACUUUAGAGUUCACCCUUUAAAGUGCCAGGAAUAGUAUCUGGUACCCCAUUUGCUUUUGCUGCUUACAUUUUAGAUUAGGAUGGUAUUUUAUAUACUACUGAUAGUUAAAGCGUGGCAACAUUAAAGAGUAUCUCUAAAGGAGUAGUUAUGCAAAAUUUCGAGGUUAUUGCAAAUCAAGGUAUAUACAAUUUUUCUAAAGUAACAUUAAAUCUUGAACCUGGUUCACUUGCACAUUUAAAUUUAAGCAUUGAGGGCAUAGUACAAUUCUCUAAUCAAUUGCCCUUUAUAUAAAAUUAACCAUAAAUUUCAGUUCAGAGUAGACCAUGCAUUGUAGGAGAAUAAUAUACUUAAGAGAAGCGCUGUUUAAGUUGCAAAAAAGACUAUUAUUUAUAUAUAGCCCCAUCAAAUUUCACAUAAUGCUAAGUAUGUCCCCCAACCGCUCAGUGUUUUGGACUUUCAAGAGUUGCUCCUAAAAAAUUUUAUUGGAGGUCGUCAAAUAUAAGUGAAAAUAUAAUAAAAUGCCCAAAUUAAGGAGCUUGUUUAGGCGGAUCAAUAAAUGACUCAAUAGGAACUUGUGCAGAUGGAUACACUGGAAUACUAUGUGGAAAUUGUCUACCUGGCUAUAAAAAAUCACGACCCUUUUUGUGCUCUAAGUGCCCUACUAGGACAGUAAACACUGUUUAAUUAAUUGGUCUACUAGUAGUUGCAAUGAUAAUAUGCAUUCUUAUGGUAAGAUCAAAUAUAAGGACUGUUGAGAAAGAAAAGCCACUUUACUCAGUUUAUAUGAAAAUAAUCACCAAUCAUUUCUAGAUUUUAGCGGCUAUCACAGCCAUAGAUUAUGAUUGGCCUCACACAUUGAAAACAAUCUAGGAUGGAUAGUUGCAAUUUACUACCUUUACUGAUGAAAUGUUUUCAUUUGAUUGCUUCUUAUAAGAUAAUGGGCUGGUUGAUUAGAGCGACAAGCUUUUCCUACAAAAGGUGCUAUUCUAUUCUUUUUUACCAUUGAUCUUUGCUGUUACUUCUGUUGUUGUAUGGAGUGCAGUUAAAUAUCUCUAUAAGCUUGAAUCAAUCAAAGAUAGACUAAUUGGUACUAUUAUAGUUGUGAUGUUCUUAAUUCAUCCAAGUAUUGCAAGAAUAUUAUUUUCUGCAUUCAAUUGCAUCGAAGUGGAUGGUGUAAAAAGAUUAAAAGAUGAUUUGGAAAUGCAAUGCUAUGCAGGUAAACAUAUCGUAUAUAUCAUCACGAUCAUUUUACCAGCAUUGAUUAUUUGGGUAGCUGGAGUACCAUUAAUUGCUUUAAUAAUGAUGAAUAGGCAAAAGAGAGCCAUUAUGUAUCUAAACAAGCUCAAGGAGCUUACAAAAGCUGACUAUAAUUCUAUUGUUAAAGUCAAAAUCAUGUAUGGCUUUCUCUUCAAUGGUUUCAGGAUAGAAAUGUUUUACUGGGAGAUAAUAAUUAUUUAUAGGAAGAUACUAAUUGUUUUGUGCGUGGUAUUUUUCUCAAUAGUUUCUACUGAGACUUAAAUUUUAACAGUACUUUUUAUCAUAGUGAUAUCAAUGCUUUUGCAAAUUAAUUUUUACCCCUAUUAUACCAAGGUUCUUAAUAGAAUGGAGCUAUUUUCAUUACAAGUCAAUGCAAUUACAAUGUAUGGAGGGAUGUUUUAUGUAACUGGUUCUCAUUAUAACUAUAUGGAUAGUGAAAGUUUAAAGUAUUUCUUCUUGCUUUUGAUUUUGAUUCCAAAUUUAUUAUUCCUUAUUUACUGGAUGUAUCAUAUGAGAAUAGAACUAUUAAAGAUACUAUUCGUAAAAAACAAGACUAUUUACACCUAUAUGAGCUGCAAUUUGUACAAAGAUGAGGACUUUGAAAGAAUGUAUAUGAGUGCAGAGCCAGAUUUUAAUCCAUAUGAAAUGAGGGAAGAUGGAAAUGACAAGACGACCAAGUAAUACCUUAAUAACGAUGAUAUUGAUGACUUUUCUAACGUUAUUAUGAAGAAAUUCAUAGAAAAGGAAUUAAAGAAUGGAAAUGAUGAAAGAGAAAGUUUAUCUGAGUCGGAUGAAAAUGUCUUGCAUAGAAAACCUGCAAAAGAAAUAAUUCCUGGAUCUGAAGAUGAUGAUACUGGAGACUCAAAGAAAGACGGACAAGAAAAUAAACUCCCAAUUUAAGAGUAGGAAAUAAGAUUAGAAUUCCCAGCACAUAUGUUAAGAGAAAUAUAGUAGCCUAAAGAUGGAAAACUUGCUAAAAGUAAUAUCAAACAGAAAAAUUCUCCAAAUAAAAGCAAUAAAAAAUCCGCUAAAAAGCAGAAAAAGCUUUAAUAGCUGCAAUCUCCAAUGUCCAGACCCUAGACCUCAAGAAAAGUUAUGCCAGAGACUAUGGCCAACUAAUUAACAUAAAGAAAAUAAUUUAAAUUUGGAGAGGAUUAAAAUACUGUUGAUAAUGAAAGCAGUAGAGAUAAAUUCAAUCCUUAAUCAGGUGUUAGUUCAGUUGUACCUACAAAUCGCUUCACUUAGAGAAAACUGCUGAAUUCUAAUAGAAAUGAAGAUCUUUAUGAUGAUGUAAAUCAUUUGAGAUCAAAUAUGAAGUUAGAUGCAAACUCAGAAGAUGAAGCACCAUCUCAUGAUAUCAGUCACAGCAGAAAUUAAUCUAGAUUUGAUCCUUAGAAUCAGAAAAUAGAUCCUUUAAGCAGUGAUAACGAUCAGUUUAUCAAUUCAUAAAAACCUAGUGAAAAGGGAAGAAACUUAAACCGCUAAGAGCUUCAACAGAUAUUAAGAGAUACUAAUGCAAAUAAUGAUAGUAAAAACAAUAUCGAACCUUAAUAAGACCCUGAUGAUUAGCGAAGGAAAAAAUAUCAAUAAGCAUUUGAAAUGACAAUGUUUAAAGCAAAAGACUAAAAUAAUAUUUCUUCCAGAGAAAAGAAGAAAAGCAGAUUCUAAAAUAAUAUAAACUAGGAUGAAUGA
Messenger RNA from Stylonychia lemnae, 9279 nucleotides. The record is from the annotation of a GenBank genome assembly. Lineage: Eukaryota; Ciliophora; Spirotrichea; Sporadotrichida; Oxytrichidae.